AUGAUUGCGAUAAGUGGGGGCCAUGGACCGAUAUUCACUUUCAGAAAAGGCAUCGGAGUAUACAGGAGCGGAGACGAGGCGUCGGGAGAAGACGAAUCGUCGACUGAGGAAGGAGACCACACGUACGAGUCCCUCUACGACGUGAUCGGCUCUUCAAAUCGGCUUGAUCGUGUGAGUCAACCAGGUGUCGACAAUGACGUCGUUGUCGACGGCGAAGACGUCAGUUUCGACGACGAACUUUUCGAUGAUUCUUUUGACUCCGCGUCCGACGACGAAAAUGCGAAAGGCGGCACGCUGACGGUAUGUGCGUCCCGACGCGAUCUAUGCAUUAUUUUUCUGGGUUCCUUCUCUUCUGGUUCUCUGCUCGCAUGCCGGGGUUGCAUGUUGUCGACGCUGGUGCCUGUCGUUCCUGCUGCUUCUUGUUGGUUUAGUAGCGCCUUCCUGGCUACGAUAAGAAAUGAAAGAAUUGCGUCUCAUGUUCAAGUUAUUUUUAUGGAGUUUGGAAAUAAUCUGUACUACGUAAACCGGAAGGCACGAUUAUUCCGGCAGCUCAUUGCCUUUCACGAAAAUUUACACUCGCCAUCUGCGCAUGAAACAAUCGCCAAUCUUCCGGAGCGUGUGCAGAUUUUCGAUCGCUCCGCUGCUUCGGUAGUCUUCCGAAAUACCAAUCGGCGGAUUACGAAGAAAGUUCAUAGAUGUGGUGAUCUCGAUUUCAACUUACGGUACGGGCCUUUUUUCCUGGGUGGUCGUGACUUCACUGUAACUGCUGGUCGGGUUAAGAGUAAUCGGUUGGCUCGACCUAGAAACGAUUUUUACUAUUUGCCUGCAUUGCGCUGA
Notodromas monacha is the source of this 837-nucleotide messenger RNA. NCBI's taxonomy places the organism in Eukaryota, Metazoa, Arthropoda, Ostracoda, Podocopida, Cyprididae. The record is from the annotation of a GenBank genome assembly.